This is a messenger RNA of Colletotrichum truncatum, 2256 nucleotides long. RefSeq names its product FHA domain-containing protein. The record is from RefSeq and is a predicted model, not a curated record. Lineage: Eukaryota; Fungi; Ascomycota; Sordariomycetes; Glomerellales; Glomerellaceae. Gene Ontology annotation, molecular function: protein binding. Gene Ontology annotation, cellular component: cytoplasm.
AUGACUGCCGUCGCGAGCCCUCCUAGCUUUCAGCAACUCAAUCGACCGGCAUGGAACGUUAAUGGCGGGCAAAGUCUGAAUUCAAUGAAUCCGGAAGACGUCAGAGGCAUGUUCAUGCCGCGAAAAACGCUCCAACGAAGCAACUCAUCUUCAUCCGUAUCAUCCACUUCAUCAAACUCGUCUACCACUACGGUUGCUACAAAUAACUCUCAGCCAAAUGGAACCCCGGCGUCCACCAACUCCGACAUGAGCUCCUGGAGCACCGCGUCGAGAAAGCGGCCUCAACCCAAGGGGCCUUGGCCUUCCGGCAAACCUGAAGGACAAGGCGAAUUCGGCAGGCCGGUCAUGCGAUCUCCGAUGAAUGGCGUCAAUGGCGUCACGUCAUUGCAGGCAGCGCCAGGACAGCCGCAGAUGAUGUCGCAGCAAGGACUCGGGGCGAGGCCCUUGGGUGAUCCUAUGCCAAACAGCCAGCCCGUGCUUUACCUGCUGUCAUUGAACGGUACAUUUGAGCGAAAGACCAUUUCGGUUCCCUUCUAUCCUGAGAGCCUCCGCAUCGGCCGCCAAACAAACCAAAAGACCAUCCCGACUGCCACCAACGGCUAUUUUGAUAGCAAGGUACUCUCCAGGCAGCAUGCGGAAAUCUGGGCAGACCGUAUGGGCAAAAUUUACAUUAGGGAUGUCAAAUCCUCCAACGGUACAUUCGUCAAUGGCUCGCGCCUUUCGCAGGAAAACCGUGAAUCCGAACCGCACGAGCUGCAGACCGGAGAUCACCUCGAGUUGGGUAUCGACAUCGUGAGCGAAGACCAAAAGACUGUUGUACACCACAAAGUUGCCGCCAAGGUUGAGCAUGCUGGGUUUAUGAGCCCCUCCAGCAACGUCAUGGAUAUGAGCUUUGGUGAUUUGGACCCCGCCAACGGUGGCAUGAUGAUGCCGUCCCCUAGUCCUAUGUCAUACCGCGGUAGGGCAGGUAGCAACGCAUCCAUGGCCAGCAAUAAUCGUAUGAUGGCGCCUCAGCAGAUGGGUGGCAUGCCGGCAAAUGGCGGAGCGGCUCGAGGAUUCCUGCUAACCCCCAUCACUACCGAGCACAUAGUGAAAAGGUUACACAACGAGAUGCGAAGCGCGCGGCUACAAUCUCAGGAUCUCACUCGGACCGGCCAGUUUAUUAGUGCACUUCUUACCAAAGAUGAUGUUAAGGACCUUGAAAAGCCAGAGGCGCCAGAACCCCAUAAACAACUACCCAAUGGCAACGGCAUGCCAUUCCGUCCAGAUGGGAAAACCAGAUUCUCCGAUCCACCCGCACCUCCCCCUCAGCAGCCUCUUCCCGAGAAACCCGAUGUGCCAUCGCUGAAGCGUGGCACUACUGAACGACCAAAGGCACACUCAACGGCGAACAACACUUCGCCAGUCGGACGCGAUAAUCUACACCAAAUCAUUCAGCUGACUGAAGCACUAAAUAAUGCAAAGAAAGAUUUGGAUACUCAGACUGCUCGCAUUCGCGAUUUGGAAGACAUGCUCCGCAAGGAACGUGAAGCGCGUGAGCUUGCCGAAGACAUGGCUAAGAUUCUUGAAGACAGCGCCAUUGUGAAAGAAACAAACGGUGCGCCAAAGGAGCAGGAUACCGAAGCGAUCCUUGAGGAAACUUUUGAGGCACCAAAUGAAGCCUCAGAUUCCCAUGACGUUGAAAUGGUGGAUGCUGAACCCGCUGCCAAAGAGCUGGCACCGGAAAGCGCUGAGGAAAUAGCCGCCAGGUUCCAGACAAAGAUCGACACCAUGAUGUCAGAAAUGAGUGAACUCAAACAGCAGAUGGAGGCUUGGAAGCAGAGGUGCGAGAAGGCCGAAACAGAACGAGACGCGGAUCGCAAGACCUUGGCCGAAAUGGUGCUGAAGAUUCGCGAAGACGAGGAGGCUCGGCAGGCUGCAGCUGAACAAAAAGCGCGCUCACGCUCCCGCGGACGACGCAACGGCAGUGCAGAGCCCGACGCCAAAGCAACAUCCGUCGUACAGGCCGACGCGUCUGAAGAUUCAACACCUGUAGCCACGCAGGCCGAGGCCUCCACGGAGGAUCUCAGCGACAAGCCUACACUGUCGCGCGCCAACACUAUCACACCACUUACCCAACCGCCAGGCAAGCUGGCCAAGGACCAGGCAUUGAUGGCUGGAGUCCCUUAUGCAUCUAUGCUGGGUGUAGUGAUUAUAGGCAUGGGCCUGAUGGCGUACAUCAACGGCUGGCAACCCGAGCCGACCCCUAGACGGUGA